Endocarpon pusillum Z07020 is the source of this 1194-nucleotide messenger RNA. RefSeq lists its product as uncharacterized. The record is from RefSeq and is a predicted model, not a curated record. Lineage: Eukaryota; Fungi; Ascomycota; Eurotiomycetes; Verrucariales; Verrucariaceae. The transcript has 2 exons. Bases 1 to 1194 code for a protein of 397 amino acids.
AUGGCGCCAAUCACAUCUGAUUCAAAAGCUGCUGGAAGUACACCCUCGCCUUAUCAGAUAGAUGUCGACCAAACACUGAAAGCCUCCACUGCCCUGCUACAGCAUGUGCAACAAGAGGCCAAACGGCUGAAAGACCUUUCAGCAAAGAAGAGCCUCCUGGACAACGACGAUGGUGACUCGGAUUCCGAGGAGCAGCUAGCCGAGGACCCACCAAUAUGGUUGACCCUGACCACUAAGAAGCACAUCGUUGACAAGAAUCGUCUCAAACCCGGCAAAAUCCCUGUACCACAUUCAAUCAACAACUCGCCCUCCCUCAGCAUCUGUCUCAUCACCGCUGAUCCUCAACGCGCCGUCAAAGAUGUGGUGGCCGACCCAACAUUUCCUGCCUCUCUAUCUGCGAGAAUUGGGAAGGUGAUCGGCUACUCAAAACUAAAAGCAAAAUACCAUUCCUUCGAGAGCCGAAGACAACUUUUAGCGGAGCACGAUGUCUUUCUCGCCGACGACAGGAUCAUCACCAGGCUAGUAGAUACGCUUGGGAAGAUAUUUUACAAAGACUCCGCCAAGAGACCUAUCCCUAUCCGAAUCGCACAGCUAGAAAAGAUCGACGGCAAACGAGUCAAGCCUGCCAACAAAAACUUACGAGCAGGCGACCAAUCCGCAACAGUAGCUUCCCCACCCAUUGUUGCCAAAGAAAUUCAAUCCGCCCUCAAUGCGGUCCCCGUUUCCCUCCGUCCUGGCACCAACGCCGCUGUCCGUGUUGGCCGAGCAAGCUUUACGCCCACCCAACUAUCUGAGAAUAUCACCACCGUGGCAUCAGCCAUGAUAGACCGCUACGUCGCCCGCGGCUGGCGAAACGUCAAAGGAAUCCACAUCAAAUCGCCCAACUCAGCCGCUCUCCCCAUCUGGCUAGCCGAUGAUCUUUGGGUUGCCGAUGACGACGUCGUGAAAGACGGGGAGGAGGUAGAGUUACGAAAGAAGAAGGAGGCGGAAGUCGCAGCAAAGAGGGAGAAUAGGAAGAAACGAAAGGCGGAACGCGAGGAGGGGCGUUUGAGGGUGGAUCAGCACCAGCAGCAGCAUCAGAGCAAGAAGCAGAAAUCGAAAGACACACAGGAGAUGGAGGCUAGGGGGUUGGAUGUGGCAAGAAAGGCUAAGCUGGCGCGGCAGAAGGCGAGGGUAUUAGAGGCCAGUGUGUGA